GGGAUACCUUGGAAUAGACAAGAAUCAGGAAUGUUAGGAAUCCAUGAUAAAGGGUUACCAUUACUUUACAUUGAAGUUUGUUCAUCUCCCAAAGAAAUCUCAAAAUUCAUCCACUCAAAUACCCCAAUUGCAUUUAUCUGUUCUCAAUCCACCAACUGCAUUGGAACACCCUUUUCUCCUUCAAUGGAAGGUGAGGAGGGGAAACAGUCUUCCCAAAAAAACCCUUACGUUGAACUAGAAGAAGUUGACUUUGAUUUUAUUCUAGCAAUGAGCAUGCAAGAACAAGAGAGAGAGUUCACAAUGCUUUCAACUAUUGAAAGUGAAAGUGAUGAAUAUCUAAGUGACUCCUCUAUAGAUAAUGAUGAUGAUGGUGAUCCUGACUUUAUAGCGAGUCAAGAGUUUGAAACCGACCUUCGGUUUCUUGAAGGUGAAGGAAGCGACGAUGAUGAUGAAGACAUGGAAAUGGAAGAAGAUGAGAUUGAUCCAGACGAAUUAUCUUAUGAAGAAUUGAUGGAGUUGGAAGAGUUUAUAGGAGAAGAAACAAGAGGGUUAUCAGCAAAUGAAAUCUCUUUGUGCUUGUACCCUUAUACCUGCCAAUGUGCUGAAAGCAAAAGUGGCAUUGAUCGUUGUGUGAUUUGUCAGGUUGAAUAUGAAGAAGGUGAAGCACUAGUGGCACUUCAAUGUGAGCACCCUUAUCAUUCAGAUUGCAUAAGAAAGUGGCUUCAAAUUAAGAAGGUUUGUCCAAUUUGUGGAAAUGAAGUUUCAACUCCCAACUUGGCUUCGAACCCUUAGUUAUUUAGUUUGGAUUGAAAAAUUAAUGUGUGUACACUAAUUAUUGUAAUCUGGAUUUGCAUGAAACUGUAGUUGAGAAAAUAAACAAAGCAUGGAAGCUUAACCAUUACAAAUAAUCGCCCAAAAUUAAAUUCCUCAUUGUUACCAAUCCCUCUGGUUUAUAACUUUCAUCCCUGGAAUUUCCUUGUAAAAUUAAUCUGCGAGUGCGUGGUACUGGAAUAUUAAUGCUUAA
Messenger RNA from Glycine soja, 1024 nucleotides. Its product is annotated as E3 ubiquitin ligase BIG BROTHER-related-like. Bases 31 to 792 code for a protein of 253 amino acids. NCBI's taxonomy places the organism in Eukaryota, Viridiplantae, Streptophyta, Magnoliopsida, Fabales, Fabaceae. The transcript has a single exon. The record is from RefSeq and is a predicted model, not a curated record.